Molecule: messenger RNA, 1379 nt
Organism: Echinostoma caproni
Lineage: Eukaryota; Metazoa; Platyhelminthes; Trematoda; Plagiorchiida; Echinostomatidae
Source: the annotation of a GenBank genome assembly
GUAAACUGACCAAAAAAGAACGACGACUGUUGAAACUAAAAUCGAAGAAACAUUCAGAGACUGUGAUGAAAUUGCUCCCCGAAUGGGAACUGUUGCGUCGUGAGGACACGCCAAAAGAAAAGCGUUUUGAUCUGAUUGCGAACAUACUCACUCUGGCUAAGAGCAAUUUGGUUGAUUUGUGCAUGGCGCACGACACGGCGCGUAUCAUCGAGUGUGCUUUUCAAUACGGAACCGAGGCACAGCGCUGGGAAAUUUUUGGUCUUCUGAAGUCCAAAUUGCGCUUGAUGUCCAAAUCGCUCUACGCAAAGCACAUCGUACAUAAACUCAUCAAAUAUGGUGCGAAAGAACAUCGACUGGCAGUGCUGAAGGUCUUCCGCGGUCAUGUAGCUCGUCUAGUGAAUCACCGGAUUGCCUGCGAGUUGGUCGAUCUGCUGUACAACGACUAUGCAAACGCAACUCAGCGUGCUGCCCUAAUACAAGAAUUGUAUGGUAAUGUGCACGCGUUGAAACUAGCUGAGAAUCAAGUACACACCCUGUCCGAGGCCCUAGCCGUAAAUCCCGAACUGAGCAACGUCAUGUUAGAAAAUCUCACAGAGUUGCUCACCACGUUGGCAAGGAAGGGUUUGACCAAGUACAGCAUAGUUCAGCGCCUCCUAUUGGAAUAUUUGCAAGUCCAGUUCAACGCGCCACCAUCAGCAUCGGCCACCGGAGGUAGAAAUGACGCCACCAAAACCGUUACCGCGGAGACUAUGGAGACGAGAGACGGCGAGGCGGCAGACACGGCAGAGUCACAGUAUAGUUUAAUUGGUCUAUUGGAGACGUUGGUCGAUGGUCAAAUUGUACCCAUGCUUCACACUCGCGACGGAGUGCGCGCCGCAUUGUACGUGCUGUGGGCAUGCCCCGUGCGUUUGCGCAAAAUCCUUGUCCGCGGAUUGAAAACCUGUAUCAGUUCGAUUGCUCGAGAUGAACACGGACAUUUAUUCCUAAUUGGUUUGUUGGACUUCGUGGACGACAUUGUUCUGUUAGAGAAGUUUGUAAUCAAGGAAAUGCUCUCCGAACUUGAUCUGUUCUGUAUGCAUCCGGAAGCGCGAAAAGUCCUUCUGUACGCCCUGUCUCCGCGCGAUUCACGGCACUUCUCUCCACAGCUUCAACAGAGCCUGUUGCAUCCGGGUGAUCGGAAUUUGUACACUCGCAAACCACUGGGUGUGCGAGCAAUGGAGCUGCGCAGCCCGUCCACUCGUUUGUUACCUGAGCUGUUGAAGGUAGCUUCCGAAAAAUUGACCACUCUAUUUGCUGGUGAUGCAACUCCAGAAGGGCGCAUUGCUCUAGAAGAUCGAGGCCGACUAGUGUUGCUUUGUGAAAUCUUGCUUCACAGGUGA